AUGGCAUGCCCACUCAGCCCUCAGUUUACUGCCAGGCACCAAGGUGACCAGCCGAGUUCAAGCGCCCUGGAUCUGUACUUUGAAUGCAAAAACUUGAAGGACAAAGACAUCCUGAGCAAAUCUGAUCCUUGUGUAGUUCUACACAUGUCCAACAGAGCUGGGCGUCUUGAAGAGGUUGGCAGAACCGAGAUUUUGACCAACACACUAAACCCAACAUUCGCCAGGCCGAUCAGAGUUCGGUACAACUUUGGGGACGUCCAGCGAGUGGUCAUCAAAGUCUACGAUGUGGACAAGAUUUCCGAGCUGCCCAAAGAGGAAGAUCUGCUGGGUCAAAUGGAAUGUACUCUCGGCCAGAUUGUUGCAAACCGACCUUACGUUAAGCCGCUGCUUGCUAAGAAUAACAAGGAAUCAGGAAGUAUUUCUAUUCGAGCUAUUGAGGCAGACGAAGAAUCCGACACAGUUCGCUUGUCUUUCUGGGCAAAGAAUUUAGAUAAAAAGGAUGUUCUGUCCCAGUCGGAUCCAUUUCUGGAGAUUUACAAGCAAGUCCCAGGUUCCAACUGGCAGUUGAUUCAUCGCACAGAGGUAAUCAAAGAUAGCCGGAACCCAAAGUGGAAGCCGAUCACUCUCUCAGUACAGAACCUGUGUGAUGGGGACAGAAGUAAACAUAUCAAGAUUGACUGCUAUGACCAUGACGACAAUGGCAAACAUGACUUCAUUGGCGGAUUCACAACAACCUUGACAGAGUUGAUGAAACCUUCAAGUGCAAAGUCCGGGUUUGCUUGCAUAAACCCUGCCUUGACGAAGAAGAAGGACUACAAGAACUCUGGAGCAGUGUAUAAAUCGAAAAGGGAACGAACAUUUCUGGAUUUCGUUUUUGAAGGCCUUAAAAUCAACUUUACCGUUGCCAUAGACUUCACACAGUCAAACGGUGACCCUCGAAACAGGGACUCACUUCACUACUACAGUCAGUCAGUUGCCAAUGAAUACAUGCAAGCCAUUCGUUCUGUGGGAAGCAUCAUCCAGGACUACGAUGCGGAUAAACUGUUUCCCGCUUUUGGGUUUGGCGCCAAGGUACUUCCAUCAUGCGAUGUGUCACAUGACUUUCCACUUAACUUCAAUGAAAACAAUCCUAACUGUGCAGGGAUCGAGGGAGUACUGGACGCAUACGUCAAAUGUUUCCAAAGAAUCGAACUCUCUGGCCCAACAAUUGUGGCCCCAGUUAUUAACCACGUGGCCCACUGGGCUAGUGCAGCGCAGCACAAGGAACCCACCAGCGGAGCACACGCUUACCAGAUCCUACUGUUGCUGACUGAUGGGAUAUUCAACGACAUGCCGGAGACCAAGAAGGCAGUCAUCCAUGCCAGCGGCCUGCCCAUGUCCAUCAUCAUCGUCGGCGUCGGUGCUUCUGAUUUCACCGAAAUGAGAGAGCUGAGUGGAGACAGGGGCCUUUUGUCUCUGCCCUCAGGGGAAACCGCCAAGAGGGACAUUGUUGAGUUUGUCCCUUUCCGCAAUUUCAAAACGCGUCCCAUAGAAGACCUGGCCAGAUAUGUCCUGGAUAAGAUUCCCCGCCAAGUUACUGACUACUACAAAAUGAGGGGACUGCAUCCUUUAACACAAAGAUAG
Molecule: messenger RNA, 1623 nt
Organism: Candidula unifasciata
Lineage: Eukaryota; Metazoa; Mollusca; Gastropoda; Stylommatophora; Geomitridae
Source: the annotation of a GenBank genome assembly